Molecule: messenger RNA, 438 nt
Organism: Penicillium crustosum
Lineage: Eukaryota; Fungi; Ascomycota; Eurotiomycetes; Eurotiales; Aspergillaceae
Exons: 2
Coding region: 1-438 (145 amino acids)
Source: RefSeq, a predicted model, not a curated record
AUGAAGUUCACUAUCGGCUCUCUGCUUCUGGCUGCUAGUGCAGCCCUCGCUGUCCCCAUCGUUGAGCGAGAUAGCUCUAUUCAGAUCAGUGACUUCUGGGCUAGAGCUAGUCCGGGCUCCUCCGCUACGAUGCAUUUCGUCGCAACUGAUCCAAACUAUCCUAACGAUACCCCUACCGACUGCAACCUGAUAUGGACAUACGGAUCUUCGCCCAAGGAAAGUGCCCGGUGCAACAACAGUCAAUACUAUAUCCACUUCCCUGAUGGUGCUGUGGACUUCAACCGGUUUACAUUGGGACUUGAGAGGAUUUCAGGCCCGAUUGCUGAGAAUGGCCAUGUCUUUUUGAGCUCGGGUACACAGUGGUCCUGUGUAGACAACCCGGAAAACAAUGUUCAGCUGAGCUGCUCUUAUGAUGGUGUUCUUAGCAUGCCCGUGUGA